ACUAAGGUUGUCGCGCCACCAUCCACAACUUGAAGCUCGCUGCAUGCAGAAAUAAUUCAGUUGUGCUACCCAACGUCACCAUGCUCGCCAAGUUUUCGCGCUCUAUCCAGGCGCUCGUCGGGUCUCGUAUUAACGCGCUGCGGCGAGCGUCUCAAGGAAAUCGUAUCAACAUCUCCGGCGUUUACCCGCCGAUUACGACUCCCUUCGACGCCGGCUCGGGUCGUGUGUCGUACGAGAAGCUCGAGCACAACUUGAAGCGCUGGUAUUCGCUACCGUUCCGUGGUCUUGUCGUCCAUGGUUCUACCGGCGAAUGUGUGCUUCUGUCGGCCGACGAGAGGCUUGAGAUCGUGCGUCGAGUGAAGUCCUCGCUGCCCGACGAUAAGCUCCUCAUCGUUGGUGCGGGCCAGGAGUCCACGCAGGCCACGAUCGAAUUCGCAACGCAGUCCGCAAAGGCCGGCGCGUCCGCAGUGCUAGUCGUUACGCCCUGCUUCUACAAAGGACGCAUGACAGCUGAUGCCCUCGAAAAGCACUUCGCCCGAGUGGCCGACGAGAGCCCGGUGCCCGUGAUUCUGUACAGUGUGCCCGGUAACACGGGUGUCGACCUGCCGGCCGACGUGGCGAUACGUAUGUCGGCGCACCCGAACGUGAUCGGCAUGAAGGACAGCGGCGGAGAGAUCGCUAAGAUCGGCUACGUAGUGCACAAGACGAGACAGUACGGCUUUCAGGUGUUGGCCGGCUCCGCUGGCUUCCUGCUGCCGUCGCUACAAGUUGGCGCUGUCGGCGGCGUGUGCGCUCUCGCCAACACGCUCGGCGCCGAGGUUUGUCGCCUGCAGGAGCUCCACGAAAAGGGAGACGCGAAGGAGGCGCGCAACUUGCAACGCCGUCUUAUAGCGCCCAACGCCGGCGUGACCAAGCGUUUCGGCAUUGCGGGGGUGAAGGCAUCUAUGGAAUGGUUCGGGCUGUACGGAGGUCCAGUUAGGUCACCCCUGUUACCACUUACCGAAGGUGAACUUUCUGAACUGAGGAAGAUCUUUACGGAAGAAGGAUUCUGAACACAUAGAUAGGGCCGCGAGGUGGAGUGCGGAACGAGCUCGAGUGCAAUGUUGCGUAGACAGAUCGUUAUUGCCUCGCACGUAUUAAAUAGAUAAAUCUUUGUUAUGCUAUGCGCGGUGACUAUGAAUGCAUAA
Rhipicephalus sanguineus (brown dog tick) is the source of this 1187-nucleotide messenger RNA. Its product is annotated as 4-hydroxy-2-oxoglutarate aldolase, mitochondrial. Gene Ontology annotation, biological process: N-acetylneuraminate catabolic process. NCBI's taxonomy places the organism in Eukaryota, Metazoa, Arthropoda, Arachnida, Ixodida, Ixodidae. The coding region runs from base 81 to 1052 and encodes 323 amino acids. The record is from RefSeq and is a predicted model, not a curated record. Gene Ontology annotation, molecular function: 4-hydroxy-tetrahydrodipicolinate synthase activity; N-acetylneuraminate lyase activity. The transcript has a single exon.